Osmia bicornis bicornis is the source of this 4893-nucleotide messenger RNA. RefSeq names its product leucine-rich repeat protein soc-2 homolog. The record is from RefSeq and is a predicted model, not a curated record. Gene Ontology annotation, molecular function: protein phosphatase 1 binding. The transcript has a single exon. Bases 165 to 1997 code for a protein of 610 amino acids. Lineage: Eukaryota; Metazoa; Arthropoda; Insecta; Hymenoptera; Megachilidae.
CGUUCAGUCGUCCCUCUGUCAGCCGUUUCGCGUUUGCGCUACUUACAGCGGAUGACAUCGAUAUGUCAAUACGUAUAAAGUAUAAAAUCUUGCACAGUGUAUAAUGUUGUAGAAAUACAAGAAGAUACACAGAAAAGAAUCGUAAUUACGAUAGUGGUUAGGUUAUGAAAAAGUCGAACAAAUACUGGACAGGUGUGGGUAACAUUUCAACAGUGUGUUUGUCUGAGGUAAAGAGGGACCGUGAGGACCUCGAAGACAAUCUUCCGACUUUUUACAUGAAGGAACAAGAUAUUCCUGAGUAUCUGGAAGGCUGUGGUUUAACCACCUGUACAGCCGGUGACAUGCCUGAAGACGUGGACGUCCUACGGGACAAUAAAGAGCAUACAAAGGAAAAAAAAUUAUCCUCUGCGUCUAUAGCUGGUCCCGAUACGAAAAAAACAGUAACUGUCAAACAUCCCGAAUCAAAUAAACCGAAACCAACCACGAAAAAAGGCAAACCGAUACAAGCUGAUCUAGAUGUGUCCAAAGAAUUUACAAGAUGUAGAGAAGAAUGUGUAAAACGGCUGGAUUUAAGUAAAUCCAGUAUCACUAAUUUACCUAGUACCGUGCGAGACUUGACGCACUUGGUCGAGUUUUAUCUUUACGGUAACAAACUCGUAACAUUACCGCCAGAAAUUGGUUGCCUCGCAAAUUUAGAAACAUUGGCAUUGAGUGAAAAUUCUCUGACCAGUUUGCCAAAUACAUUAGAAAAUCUAAAGUCUUUAAGGGUUCUUGACCUAAGGCACAAUAAGCUGAGUGAAAUACCUGAUGUUGUUUAUAAAUUAACAAGUCUUACUACAUUAUUUUUACGCUUCAAUCGAGUAAGAUACGUAAGUGACAACAUACGAAAUUUGACAAAUUUAACAAUGUUGAGUUUGAGAGAAAAUAAAAUCAAGGAACUUCCUGCUGGUAUUGGCAAGUUAGUUAACUUAAUAACAUUUGAUGUAUCCCAUAAUCAUUUAGAGCAUUUACCUGAAGAAAUUGGAAACUGUAUCCAAUUGUCUACACUUGACUUGCAACACAACGAGCUUCUGGAUAUUCCAGAUACAAUUGGAAAUCUAGUUUCAUUAACAAGAUUAGGACUUAGAUAUAAUAGAUUAACUAAUAUUCCAAAAUCACUAGCAAACUGUAAACUGAUGGAUGAAUUUAGCGUUGAAGGAAAUCAAGUGUCUCAAUUACCGGAUGGACUGCUUGCAAGCCUCUCUGACUUAACAACAAUUACAUUAUCCAGAAAUGCUUUCACUGCAUAUCCAUCAGGGGGACCAGCCCAGUUUACAAAUGUUUAUUCUAUUAAUCUUGAACAUAACAAAAUAGAUAAAAUACCAUAUGGUAUUUUCUCUAGAGCAAAGAACCUGACAAAAUUAAACAUGAAAGAGAAUCAGUUAACUGCUUUACCUUUAGACAUUGGUACAUGGGUCAAUAUGGUUGAGUUAAAUUUGGGUACAAAUCAACUUACAAAAAUUCCAGAUGAUAUUCAAUGCCUUCAAAGUCUAGAAAUUUUAAUACUUUCAAAUAACUUAUUAAAACGUAUUCCUGCCAGUAUAGCAAAUUUACGUAAACUUAGAGUUUUGGAUCUUGAAGAGAAUAAAAUUGAGUCUUUACCUAAUGAAAUUGGUUUCCUAAGAGAUUUGCAAAAAUUAAUUUUGCAAUCAAAUCAGGUAACUUCUUUACCUAGAGCAAUUGGUCAUUUAACAAAUUUAACUUAUUUGAGUGUAGGGGAAAAUAACCUGAACUACUUACCAGAGGAAAUUGGUACAUUAGAAAAUUUAGAUUCACUUUAUGUAAAUGAUAAUGCAAACUUACACAAUUUACCAUUUGAAUUAGCUCUAUGCACAAAUCUCAGUAUUAUGUCAAUUGAAAAUUGUCCACUUUCUCAAAUACCACCAGAAAUUGUUGCGGGUGGUCCUUCUUUAGUAAUUCAGUUUUUAAAAAUGCAAGGACCUUAUCGAUCCAUGUAACAAAAUUAGAAAGUUAUCUCUUGUAUUGACUUAGAUGUCGAUUCUUAAUGAGAGUGAUACAGAAAUAAAUAAUAUUUGAUACAAAUAUUUAUUAACUUAAAUUCUCACUGUAAUGAUCUCACAUCAAUAUAAAAUAUAUGAAUAUUAUCAAUAUAAUGUAUGAAAAUGUGCAUAUAUUUAUAUUCUCAUAAAUUGAAUAAUGAAUAAUCAUAUAUCUGCGAUACAUUUUCAACAUGAGGAAAGAAACAUAUGUAUAGAUAUAUUAUGAAAUUGGUGCUGAGUUGAAAAUAUGCACAGCAAAUAGUAGAACUACAAGAGAGUGGAAUUAUAAUAAGAUAUUUUAGAUACAGUAAAGACAUAAAUUAUACUGAAAUUUUAUUAAUAUGGUAUACAUAUAUACAUAUACAUACACAUAGUUUAUAAUACUUUACCCAUCAACAUUUUUUUAUGUAUAUUUUUUAGUAAUAUAUAAUGUAAUGUAAUAUAUUUUAAUUUGCAUCUAAUGUGCUUUGUUACUAUUUUACAUUAUGAUAUGUAUUCUAAUUAUAAUUUCAAAAAUUAAUAUCUAGCAUUUAGAUAUGCCAUAACAAACUUAUUAAGUUUACAGGUUUAAUACACACAGUUACCUGAAAAUACUAUUCUUAGGUACAUAAUUAUUAUUUUAACAAUUGUCUUAGUUACAAAAGAGUGAGAUAACAUUAUCAAUUAGAGAAAGUAUAAAAUUAAGAAUCGGCAUCCAUACCUUUAUAUUUUAGUUAUUACUGUUUGUUGCUAUAUAAAGAAAAUCUUUUGGUGACAAAAUUACAAUAAUAAUAAGCUAUAUUAUAGUAUAAAGCUUGUGUAUAAUUAGUUACUUUAUGUUAUAUCAGGUUAUCAGUUGUAGAAAGAGCUUCAGUUAUAAGUAAUUAAAAAAAAAUUGCUCUUCCAAAAUACAAAAUCUAGUUAUGUAUAUAAUUUAACAAACUAUAAUGAAUGGUGUAUUAUUUUUUUAUUUCUAAGACUAAAUAUAAACAAAUUUAAUUAUAAAAUCAUGUAUCAUGAGGAAAUCAUAUAUGAUAAUAGUCCUAUUUUUUAUUAAUCUUAAUUUCUACUUUUGCAUCUGUUAAAUUAGUUGCAAUAUUCUGUAACGGUUAUAAGAUAUAUUUAAUUGUGUACUUUUACAAAACAGUUAAACAUUUAAUAGUACUUGGUUUUAAUGAUUUAAUAAAUUAUAAUUGUAACAAGUAGAGCAAUUAAAAUCUUUAAUUGAAUCACUAGUGUGCUCUCAUCAGAUAAAGAGCUGCCAAACAUAAAUAUAAUAUUAUCUAGUUUUAGUAUUGUAUAAGAUUAAUUUUUGUUAAGUUCCAUGAAUGGUAGCUUCUAGUGUAACAAAAAGGAUAUAUUUUAUUGACAGUAAAGUUCUUAUAUUAAUUGUGCACAUAUAAAAAGUAUUAGUAUCAGUAAUAAUAUAAUAGCUUUGAAUGUCUCUGUGUCAAUCAUAUUAUUUUUAAUCAUGUACAUAUUUAUAAAUGUGUAUCUGUAUACACGUUUUAUAAGGAAUUCAUGAUUGUACUAGUUGAUUAGAUUUUAUUUAUAGCCAAGGACAUAUUGAUUUUUUAAACAUAUUAUACAUUCUUGCACGUGGACACCCUAAUGAAAUAUUGAUAUCCCAUCCUUUCUAUUUAGAAAAUAACAUAAUACUAAAGAUUUCGUUUAUAAAUUUUUUAUUAUGCAAUGGCUGUGCAAUAUAUAUACAUAUAUAUAAUAUUUAGCACAACUUUACUUACAGUAAUUACUUCAAAACAUUAUAUUGAUACAUUAUAAGUUAUCAAACAUAUUAAUCAUUUAAUUAAUGUUAUUUGCAUACACUAGAAGCACUAUUCCUUGUAUCUGUUACAGAUUAAAAAACAAUGAUAAGCAUUAACAAAUAUAUGCAUGCAUAGACAAAUUACACUGAUGUUCAGGAAUUCUGUUUCAAUUUCUAGAUAAUAUUUAUUAUGUAAAGAUAUGAAAUGAUUAAUUUUACAAUAUUGACAACAAAACGUGGAACUUAACAAAUUUUCAAUUACAAUUAAGAAAAAAUAUAUUUUAUAAUCAUUCACCAAUAUAUGUAAAUGUAUAAUUUAUCAUGUGUCUACAAUUUUUCUAUACUAAUUAUGUUCCAGGUAUAAGAAUAUUGUGUAAUUAUAUUAAACUUGUCUUUCAAAUAUUUACAAAUUGUCUAUUAAAUAAUAAAGACCGAUAAUAACGUUACACAAGUAAGAUUUCUCUUGAAUUCAUGCUACAUGUUUUUCUUCAUUGUAUAAUAAAUUUUGUACAUGAAAUUGAUAAUGAAAAUUUUAUGCAGUUAAAUGCUCUCAGGUCGUUUCAAAUCGAAAUAAUCAGUGUCAAUUUAUAAAGAUCAUGCCAAGAUGAUUGUGCUUGUAUUUUCUAUUUUCUUAUUUGAAGUAAUAUAAUGAUAGCCAUGUGUAUAAUUUAUUAACCAUACAACAUUUAUUCUUUCUACUAAAAAUAUGUACAAAAUGUUAUAAUUGAGAUAUCAUUUUGUUUCACUAAUGUACGUAUAUUUCAUACAUUUCGAAGUAUUACAUUUGAGAAUAUAUACAAAGUUGCCAAAAGGGAAUGCUACAAUUACAAUUGUUGUGAUAAACUGUUCAACAGUUUUAAAAUACAUAAGUGACAUAUUAUGAUAUGAUUGAAAGAUGAUUAAAUUUAUAGGAAAAUUAAAAAUUGAUUACUGUUCUCAAAUUAUAAUCUUGUUCAACAGUCUAUCAAGCGAUAUUACGUAAUAUAUAAUUUCGAAAUUAUAAUAUUAAUAUAAUUCAGUGUAUAUGACUAUAUGGGAUGCUGUAUAUUUCUAAAUACAUAUAUGAAUAUACUACAAAUAUUUUUGGAAUUUCUUAUUUCAUUUUUAAUU